AUGGAUUUUCUGGCUUUCCUUUUUGUUAUUCUUCAUGUAUACAAAGCUCUGUGUGAAGAAGUCUUUUGGGACACAACUGUUAAAUUUGCCAAGAACAUGACUCUAGAAUGCGUGUAUCCAUCGACGGACACCUUAACCCAAAUGGAAUGGUUCAAGAUCAAUUCAACAAAGAAAGAGUCCAUAGCGAUUUUCAACCCUACAUAUGGUGCCCUCAUCCGAGAGCCCUAUGUUAAUAGAGCCUACUUCUCCAAUUCAAGCAUGGAGCCCAAUGAUAUGACCCUCUCCUUCGUUAAUGCCUCUGAAGCAGACGUUGGCUUCUAUUCCUGCUUUCUCUACACUUUCCCUUCAGGACCUUGGGAAAAGGUGCUAAGAGUGAUUCAGUCAGAUAGCUUUGAGACGACUGUGCCUUCCAACAGCCACUUGGUGUCAAAACCUGGGGAAAAUAUCACGCUCACCUAUCAGCUUCGGAGUGUGCAGCCCAUGCAGCGUGUUUUGUGGGAAAAGAUCCAACCGCAUCAGAUUGACAUCCUUAGUUUCUGCAACUUGUCUCAAGGGAAAAGUCACAUGUCAAAGUACCAAAGACAAAUCCAGACCAACUGCAGUCAGCGGAUGAGAAGGAGCUUCAUCAUCAUCCCUCACGUCGUCCCCUCAGACUCGGGACUGUAUCGGUGCUACUUCGAGGCCAGCACGGGGGAGCAGGAGACCUUCCUGGUGCGGCUGACCGUGACCAAUGGUGAGACAGACGAGCAGCAUAUCCUAUUCUUGGCUGGAGGGAUAGCUUUAUUGUUGCUGUUGGCUACACUCAUCACCACCAUCAUUAUCAUUUACUGUAAAAGAUGUCCCACCUCUACUGACCAAACCUCAGAUGAUCCAAAAGAAGAUAUUUAUGUCAACUACCCAGCCUUCCCUCGCAGACCAAAGCUUAGAGUCUAG
Molecule: messenger RNA, 933 nt
Organism: Chrysochloris asiatica (Cape golden mole)
Lineage: Eukaryota; Metazoa; Chordata; Mammalia; Afrosoricida; Chrysochloridae
Gene: CD226
Product: CD226 molecule
Exons: 6
Coding region: 1-933 (310 amino acids)
Biological process (GO): positive regulation of mast cell activation; positive regulation of T cell receptor signaling pathway; positive regulation of natural killer cell mediated cytotoxicity directed against tumor cell target
Cellular component (GO): external side of plasma membrane
Source: RefSeq, a predicted model, not a curated record